Molecule: messenger RNA, 1731 nt
Organism: Dichotomopilus funicola
Lineage: Eukaryota; Fungi; Ascomycota; Sordariomycetes; Sordariales; Chaetomiaceae
Exons: 2
Coding region: 1-1731 (576 amino acids)
Source: RefSeq, a predicted model, not a curated record
AUGAGCCAUGCUUCCGGUCGUUUCCCACACCACAACAACGACCGGAUCUCGGAACCCGCCCUUUUGCUCCUGCCCGAGCUUGGAAUUGACGCAGACCCGACUGACCCGGGGCAACCCGAGUUGAAGGAGAAGGUCGGUUUCAGCAUCGAGGAGCAGAUAUCACGACCCGCAACCAGCACCCACGACAACCUCGGCGAUCCGGAUAGUGACCGCGGUUAUGGCUACGACCCCGGGUCGGCCCGUCGGGCCCUUUGCUUCCGAGGGCGAAGGAGCCCCCCGGGCGAGGAGUUUUCCUUUCGUCGAUGCAGCGGUGCGGGACCAAGAUGGCUACAUGUUGGGUCCCAGGUUGCGGAUUUUCGUACGGUUUCCAUGAAGGAGGGCGUGCGUCUGACUCCCGACCUGGAUCACGUCGAAAAACUGGUCCCUUCACAACAAUCGCCCGCAUCAGCCUGCGCGCAAACGCAACAACAACCACAACAGCAACCGCAACCGCAACCGCAACAGCAACAGCAACCAACACAAGUAAGCAACAACAAUAGCGACAGCGACAGCUACAGCAACAACCCGCUCCUACGCCGCUCGUCGACGACGACCGCCGCACCAUUCCACAACGAAAUCACACACCCUUUUGAACCAGAGUUCUCUUACCACACCACCCUCCCCAUGUCUCAGCUCGAAGGAGCACGUCCAACUCACGGCGACGUGAGUUGGGUCUUCAACCAGAUGUCCACACGCAAAUCAUCGCCCCAGGCCUACUCUCCGCUGGACGUUUCUUCACAGCAGGAAGACCUCGGAGAGUUGGCCUGGACGGAGCCGCCUUUUUCCAUGCCUGCCCCGGCAGACAUGCGGCAGCUCCCGGUCACCCCACAAAUGGAUCUACCGCUGGACAUGCCCUUCCCGGAUCUUUCCGGCAUGACAAUGACCCAACUCCCGUUCCCGACAAACGACGCGUUUCUCUGCGCGCCGCAGUUUGACCACUACGAAGUCCCCGAUUUGGACGCCAUGGGCACGCUUGAGGACCUCGACGCCCAACUCAUGCAGGUCCUCGACAUGGAUCUCCCCGCCGACUUCCCCGUCCAUCCGUUGGUGUUCCCCGACGGCCCCAUGGCGCUCAACCCAUUUAACUUCGCGGAGCCCCUUCCCCUCCUGGACCCUACACCAUCCCUCCUCUCCAGCACUCGCUCAAGUCCUGAGAUGUACUCUCCGCCCGACCAGCCACUACCCUACACACCCAUGUCCCCAACGCUUCCCAACCUCAUCCCUAUCCUGCCUCGCGUCGCAGGCCAACAAACACCCUCACCCACAACCACCAACCCCCCACAGCUACCACUCCCAGCAACCACAAACCCGACCUCGACCCCAACCUCAACAACCCCCCAAGCACCACGAACCACCCCACGCCCAGGCCGCUUCCACUGCCCCUUCCAACUCGACUCAACCUCUCCCUUGCCUAUCCCCAGCGAUCUCUCCACCCUCACCCCGCGCUGCACCCAACCCUUCAAAGACGCCCGCAUGCUCAACCGCCAUCUCAGGGCAAAGCACCGCGCCUACGCUGAAGCGCACAACAUCCCGUCUGAGAAGGCAAGGUGCACGGUGUGUGGAAUGGAGGGGAGGAGGGAUAAUAUAGAGAGGCAUAUGGAGACGCAGCAUGGGAUUGGGGGCGCGGGGACGGAUACUGGGGCGGGGAAAGGGGGGAAGGGGAAGGGGUCUAAGGGGAGAAGGAGGAAGUGA